Bombus pyrosoma is the source of this 3132-nucleotide messenger RNA. RefSeq names its product zinc finger protein 724-like. Gene Ontology annotation, cellular component: nucleus. The coding region runs from base 414 to 2915 and encodes 833 amino acids. The transcript has 6 exons. The record is from RefSeq and is a predicted model, not a curated record. Lineage: Eukaryota; Metazoa; Arthropoda; Insecta; Hymenoptera; Apidae.
AAAUAACAUGUAUCUGAAAAUAACAAGCAAAAUAAUACGUUAUAUUUUCCUUAAAUAAAUUUGAAAUAAUGACACAGAAUUUCAAAUAACGUGCGAAUUUCAUUUAGUUUGUUAUAAUCAUCAUAAACCAAUAAGUACGUCUAUGGCUUAACGCGUACGUAUUAUAAUUCAAUGGAAUCUAUAUCGUUCACUGAAUUAAAACUUUAAACACAUCGUAAAUAUUAAAUUGGAGCAAUUAGUUUUAAAUCAUGUAUAGUGAGGGAAUAAAUAACAGAAAUAUGUAGUAAGCUAAUGAUACUACAUCUUUUAGGUUGUUGAUCUAAUAAGACAAAUGCCUAAGUGCUAGAAUUGUUAACACUAUUUUGAUUGUUGUAUUUAAAAUAAAUAAAGUUUCUCUGUAAAAAAAAAUUCUCAUGUCUGAAUAUGCGAGCAUGUCAUUCACUUUAAAUCCAGAAGAGAAUUGUAAGAAUGAUAUGGUUCAAAUGCAGUCUAUCAAUCUUGUUUGUCCAGUGUGUGAUGUUGGAUACAUAAAUAAAAAAGAAUUCUAUGAUCAUUUACGUAUCCAUGCUGGAGAUGUAUUACUAAAGCAUGUGCAAUGGUUAAAAAAUGCAAACAAUGAAUUAGAAACAGUGUCAAAACAUCAUAAUUCAAAAAAAAUUGAUGAUAAUCCUUAUGAAACUACAUUAAGGCCUUUCAAAUGCCAUCAGUGCAGUUUAACUUUUGACAGAGCUUCUCAAUAUGAUUAUCAUCAUCGAAGUAUACAUUUAGGUGAAAAGUCACAGCUCUGUGAAAUUUGUGGCAAAGGUUUCUUUCGCAAGGCAGAUUUAAAAACACAUUUAAACAUUCAUUUAGGAACAAAUGUUUGUAUCUGUGAAGUUUGUGGGAGAAAAUUUAAUCACAUAUCUAAUUUAAUCAGACACUGCAGAAUGCAUGCUGGGGAAAAAUUAUAUCCAUGUUCCAUUUGUGGAAAACGUUUUACUCAAAUUAGUUCCCUUGCAAGACACAAACGUAUUCACGAAAGGGUAAAGGAUGAUGUUAAACAUCAUUUGCAAACUAAUUUCAACAAUAUCAAUUUACAGAAAAAAGAUCAUGCAAUGUACAAAAAUAAGUUUGUUGAAGGUAAUGCACCUAGUCAGCAAAAGAUUGUUAAGAGACAACAUUACUGUAAGAUUUGUGGUGAAAGUUUCAAUUUUAUUUUUCUCUUAAGGGAGCACGAAAAAUCCCAUUCGCAAACUUUGGAGUGCAAAAACAAUGAGGUGAGUUUUCAGAAAGCUACAGAACUGAAAGAACAAACACAAUGUACUAAUAAUUUUGACUUUCUUGAAAAUGAAACAAAUAUGAAAAAAGCUUCACCAUUGGAUGCAAUUAUUUAUAUCACGUCAGAACAGUUAAAGAAAAUCAAUCUGGAGAAUAUUGAAGAUAGUAGAAAUCACAUUUCACAAGAAGAUCUAUGCGAAACAAAAAUUUUGGGCGCUGAAGAAUUAAGUGUUUCUGAGGAGGUAGCAUUUAACGAUGAACAAACACAACUUGUUCAUGAUAGUCCGCUUUUAUUAUGUAAAUCCAAUAAUUCUACAGAAAGAGAAAAUGUAGCAUAUGCUGGUCCAUUAGAUGAAAAUAUUCUUAAAAAUAAAUUAUGUAUUCAAACGUACGAAUCGGAUUUACAAAAAUCCGGAACAAUAUCGAAUUAUAACACCCUAAUAAAUACUCCUCUGAAUGUUACCGAUAUGUUUCAAAAGAUAGAUCUAUCGGAAUCUAGUAACAAUGAACAUCUUAAUUCCGAUUCAAAUAUACAUAAAAAUGAGGAAAUAAAUUUAGUACAAAGUGAAAAAAUAUCCGAUGAUUUGAACGACAUAAAUAAUAUUGUAAAUCAUGAUGAGCCAAUGUUGCGUUUAGUACAAACAGAAACAGGGGAACAAUUUUAUGAAUUUCUAAUUAAUAAUUUAGUUGAAAAACUGCCGAAUCCGCAAAUUGUUGAGUCCACAAAAUGCUCCGAGAAUAAAGAUAACAGUACAAAUAUGAAUGAAGAAAAUCAUGCAGAGCAGAGUAUACGAGAUGAUAUACAUAACGAUUUGAAUUAUUCACAAUAUGAAUUACAAGGCGAGGAAAAAAAUUUUACAAAUCAGAUUCUAUUAGACACACAAAGUGAAUUCGAUAAAUAUGUUGAAACAAAUUUCGAAGUAUUCGAAAGAUUAAAUUACGACGAUAGUCCCGAGCGAUUUCUUGAAUUUGUGGAAUCAGGACUUGAAAAUCAAAACUCGAAAAUUUCAGAUUGUAACAAAGAUAGUGAUGAAUUCUUACAAUUUCAAAAUUUUAGCGAAAUUGACACUGUAGAAUCGAAUGUAAAAGAUGAUAUUAUCGAUGACAAUAAUAGUAAUAAUCAAAUCGUUGAAACAGAUGAAAAACAAGAGCAAAAUGAAGAUGUGACAAGUAGUAAUGAAAAAUUAGAGGAUGAACAAGACUCAAAGAAGUCGAAAACGUUUUUAAUAAAGUUUCAAUGUACAAUAUGUGAAAAGUCAUUUUCAACUAGUUACAAUUACAAGCAACACAUCGGUACCCAUUUCGCAGACCAGCAAAAAUUUCAUUGCAAAGACUGUAAAAUGUCAUUUGCUUGGAAAUCAACGUUAAAUAAACACAUUGCGAGCAAUCAUAGGCCAGAUGGUCCACAGAAGUUUGCAUGUGAUAUAUGUAAUAAAAUUUAUAAUACUUCUUCACAAGUAAAUGAGCAUGUAAAACGAGAUCAUUUAAAACAACGGAACCAUGUUUGUUCUCAGUGCGGUAAAUCAUUUUUUAAAAAAUACGAUUUGAAAAUGCAUAAUAGAAUUCAUACUGACGAACGGCCAUAUGUUUGUCGCGCUUGUGGAAAAAGAUUUCAUCAUCGAAGUCACAUUGUUCGUCACGAACGCAUACACUUUUAGGAAUGGAUAAGUUUACGUUAUUUGUUUAAGGGCGUAGGGAACAAAUUGUAAAAAAAGUUAUAAAAUAGAUAUAAUUAUUUUAUCGAAUAAAAAUUAACGACGAUGAUGUUCUGUUAUGUUUACGUGAUUUACACUGUAAUAUGUAUCGAUAUAUAUUAUAAGGCAUUUAAAACAGGUUUUGUAGACGAUUAUUUUUUAAUAAAAGAGAAGAUAUUAA